This is a messenger RNA of Drosophila albomicans, 1167 nucleotides long. It is a transcript of the gene CSN5, whose product is annotated as COP9 signalosome complex subunit 5. The coding region runs from base 97 to 1080 and encodes 327 amino acids. The transcript is spliced from 3 exons. Gene Ontology annotation, cellular component: COP9 signalosome; cytoplasm. Gene Ontology annotation, biological process: protein deneddylation. Gene Ontology annotation, molecular function: deNEDDylase activity; metallopeptidase activity; protein binding. NCBI's taxonomy places the organism in Eukaryota, Metazoa, Arthropoda, Insecta, Diptera, Drosophilidae. The record is from RefSeq and is a predicted model, not a curated record.
UUAACUUCUGACAGUCUUCUCGAAAUAGGAACAAAACAUUGUGAGAAAAAUACUUCGAGCCGGAAAAAUAAAUUUUGCGAGUACAACAACUUCAAAAUGGAUGUGGACGCUGCACAAAAGACGUGGGAGCUGGAAAAUAACAUACAAACGUUGCCAAACUGUGAUGAAAUCUUUCGUUACGAUGCGGAACAACAGCGUCAAAUAAUCGACGCCAAACCGUGGGAGAAGGAUCCCCAUUACUUCAAGGACAUUAAGAUCUCGGCGUUGGCGUUGCUCAAGAUGGUGAUGCACGCACGCUCUGGAGGCACUCUUGAAGUGAUGGGCCUCAUGCUUGGCAAAGUCGAAGACAACACAAUGAUUGUGAUGGAUGCAUUUGCGCUGCCCGUGGAGGGCACCGAGACACGUGUCAAUGCCCAGGCACAGGCGUACGAGUACAUGACCGCUUACAUGGAGGCGGCAAAGGAAGUCGGACGCCUCGAACAUGCUGUCGGCUGGUAUCACAGUCAUCCCGGCUAUGGCUGCUGGUUGUCGGGCAUUGACGUGUCCACGCAGAUGCUCAACCAGACAUACCAGGAGCCCUUUGUGGCCAUUGUCGUAGAUCCAGUUCGCACUGUCUCUGCCGGCAAGGUUUGCCUCGGUGCUUUCCGUACUUAUCCCAAGGGUUACAAACCACCGAAUGAGGAGCCAUCGGAAUAUCAAACUAUUCCAUUAAAUAAGAUUGAGGAUUUUGGUGUGCACUGCAAGCAAUACUAUCCGCUGGAAAUAAGCUACUUCAAGUCCGCCUUGGAUCGCAAACUCCUUGAUUCGCUGUGGAACAAGUAUUGGGUCAACACUUUGGGUAGCUCCGGAUUGCUUACAAACACCGAAUACACCACCGGACAGAUUAUGGACUUAUCUGAGAAGCUGGAGCAAAGCGAGAACUUCUUGGGACGCGGAACUGAUGUGAAUGAGAAACGCUCGGAAGACAAACUGUCGAAGGCUACUCGCGACUGCAGUCGCUCAACCAUUGAGCUCAUUCAUGGUCUGAUGGCGCAGAUUGUCAAGGAUAAGCUCUUUAACAAAGUUGGCCUAGGCAAAUAGGUCCCAACUGAAGACUUAUCUUUUAUUUCCAUUGAGAUACAUCUACGAAUUCAUAAAAAUAUAAAUACUUUUAAAGAGUGCAUUCUC